Mizuhopecten yessoensis (Yesso scallop) is the source of this 1055-nucleotide messenger RNA. Its product is annotated as CD209 antigen-like protein A. The record is from RefSeq and is a predicted model, not a curated record. Bases 11 to 781 code for a protein of 256 amino acids. The transcript has 7 exons. Lineage: Eukaryota; Metazoa; Mollusca; Bivalvia; Pectinida; Pectinidae.
CCACCAAGAUAUGAUGAAUGACGCCCAUCAGUUACCAAAGGACGGCCCUGACUUCACUGUGUAUGUAACCUCGAGAUACGCACCUCGUCACUUUAAAGGGAGAAUGACGACAAAGCUGCUGUUGUCGGUGUGUGUAGCGUUCGCCUGUAUCGCCUAUGUGAGAUGCCAAGGGCCAAAGGGAACACAGUUCGGAGUUGCAUCGCAGUCACAAUAUGCAGUGUUGAGAACAUACAACGUCAAUGUAGGGUCGGUUCUGGCGGCCGUGUUUGGUGCACUGAUUGCACAAGAUCAAGUGGAAUCUGACACAAAUACUCUAAACAAAGAAACGGUAGCAACCAGUACAUUGGCCAAUGGAGCGAACGGUUGUCCAGCCAACUGGCACUUGUUUAAUGGUUUCUGCUACGUAGUGACAGCUGAUCCACUGAAUUGGAUGGCAACCAGAGAUCAAUGUCUGACUAUGGGGGCAUACUUAGCUGAUAUUGUAGAUCAAGCUGAAAUGAACCAUUUGAGGGACACCGUCUUACAACCAGAAAAUGAAAGACCUACAUACAUUGGACUAAACGAUCACAUAGAGGAAGGCAAUUUGUUCAACGACAUUGUCAACGAAGAACCAAGGUUCCUGAAUUUUUUAGAUGGAACUACCGGUGAUUUCUUUGGUCCUGGUCCUGGUGACUGUGGGGUCGUGCGAGGCGACUUUUUUACCUUGAUUCCCUGUGUUCAGUUAUUUAAGGGCCUUUGCAAGCGAAGACAGAAUAGCGUGUUAACAUACACCGGCUUGUAGAGGGGACAGACGAGCAGGGGAUUACGUUGAUCAAUGUGUAUACCAGAAAACGUACUAAACAGUGCAUCCCCUGCACUAAGCUCGAUUUAUUGUCUUGAUAUGAUUUGAAAGGUCCCUCAGUCUCACAGGGGCUAGAUAUUGAGGUUCACAAACGAGUGAUGAACGGUAAUCAUGUUUAUCUCAUUCGAGUUAGGUAAUUGUAUAACUUCACAAGGUUUACCGAGUGUCUUUUACAAUUUGAAAAUUAACUAGCGAUAAUAAAUCAUCACGAGUU